Molecule: messenger RNA, 1980 nt
Organism: Salmo salar (Atlantic salmon)
Lineage: Eukaryota; Metazoa; Chordata; Actinopteri; Salmoniformes; Salmonidae
Product: stabilizer of axonemal microtubules 1
Cellular component (GO): ciliary basal body; cytoskeleton; axonemal microtubule
Molecular function (GO): microtubule binding
Source: RefSeq, a predicted model, not a curated record
CUCUCGGUCGCUACGCACUUCAUGUAGCCUACUACACAACACAGCCCAUGUUCUUCUGGUCAAUAAUUUAAACGGGUUUUGUACAUUGGAUUGGAACACAACACCCGAGCGCACAGCGUAAAGACGCGCAGACCUAUUCCAUAGUGUGAUGUUUCAAGCUAUAUCUGGAAUUUGGAGAUGCCCACCUUUGCCAAUGAGGCAUCACCACUGCUCACAAGGAUCCCUUCCAGAGGAACCUUGUGUCCUGAUCCCAGGCUGCAUGGUCUCGGAAUACCAGGAAAAGUACCCUGCCUACUGCACCACUGUUGUCCGGGCAGCCAAGAAGCAGAAUAAUGAGUAUCAGCCACUGGAGGGAAGGAUAUCCAACAUGACCACUUUCAAGUCAGACUACGUGGCCCAUGAAGUGACCCAGAGGCCCCCAAAGGUCACCAAGGUGUAUGUGCCACCUGACGGGAGAAUGAGACACAGCAGCACCUACGCCAGGGACUACCCAUCACACCCUGUUCAGAAGCACACCGUGACCAAGCCGGAGGAGUAUCAUCCGCCCACAGCAAAGAUGGUCGCUCAGUCCUUAUACACAGGGGAAUUCCGAGCAUGGCACAACCAGAAAGUCCAACCCUACAGGACCUGUGACAACCUGAAGCUGAACGACAGCAAGUUCGAGGUGACCACCACCUUCCAAGACGACUACUGCCACAAGGGCCCGGCCGAGGCCAGGGAGAGCUUCAAACCGGCUGCCAACGCCCGGGAGACCCUGCCCUUUGACAGUGCCACCAACUACCAGACGCAGUAUGUCCCCCACCCGGUCCAGCCCAGGCAGCCCAAAGAGAGGGCCGUCUACAGGCCUACCAGCGCCCCCCUCAAUGGGGUCUCCACCCACAGGCAGGACUACCGGGGCCUGCAGGCUGAGCCCGCCAAGCCCUUUAGGGCCAAGGUGGCCUGGGAGAGCAGCCCAGCUGUAUUCCAGGGGACCAGUGAGUUCCGCGACCAGUACAAGGCCUGGCCCCUGCAGCCCAAGCACCGGCACCAGGCUGAGGAGUACUGCCCACCCGAGGGCACUAUGGUCGGUCUGUCCACAGCUCAUGCUGACUAUCUCGACCACGAGAGCCAGCAGCGGCCCCAGUCCGCCCGUCCCCCGGUCGAGGCCUGGACAAAGGAGGCCAGAGAGCCCCUCCAGACCAGGUCCACCAUGAAGGAGGACUACCGGACCUGGGACGUGGUACGUCGUCCCCCCAUGGUCUACGCAGAUGAGCUAGAGAAACCCAAGGGAGCUUUCGCCAAUACCACCACCUUCCGCUCAGCAUACACGCCCAAGACGGCCCAGCGCGCCACCAGCUUUAAACCCACCCAGAAGCUGUUGAGCCCCCAGACCAUGGAUGUAGACUCCAUCUAUCGCUCCACCUACACACCCAAGGAGAUCCCACCUUGUCCAGCCCGGGAUGGCUGUCCUCCUGGCUUUCAGUACAGCUCCAUGGGGGCUGGAGGACACAGGCUGUACCGAACCAUCUCGGUACAGGAAACGGGGCUGAGUCAGCUGGCCGCUGCAACGUCCGACAAGUCCUCUUACUCCCACAGCAGAAAGAGCUGCAGGGUCCCCAGCCGAGCCAAGAGGGCGCCAUAGAGUCCCGAUCACAGACCUGCACACACACAGCUAGCUAGAGGGGAUUCUUAUAUUUCUAUUCAAAUAUAUUAAUUGACAUUUUAGAUGAAUUCAUCACGAGCACCUCAGGUAUUUUGUAUGGUCACUCACAUAAAAAAAGCAUAAUCCUGAUUGUUAGAGCUUUUUUUUAUAUACAAAGAAUUCAUAACAAUUCUUACUUUGAAUAUUAUGUAAUUGUUAAGCUGUUUUCUAUUUAAUGUUAACAAUGUGGACACGAAGAUCAGACACCAUUUAGCAUGGUAAUGCACCUAAUGCGUAUGAGCAAUAUAAUCCAUGAGGCUUUUGUUCAUGAGCUGAAUAAAAAAGCCACAAUUCCAUUA